Salvia hispanica is the source of this 1042-nucleotide messenger RNA. Lineage: Eukaryota; Viridiplantae; Streptophyta; Magnoliopsida; Lamiales; Lamiaceae. The record is from RefSeq and is a predicted model, not a curated record.
AGGUACCAUGCUGGGAUUUGACGGCUACAUGGAGCAGCUUCUGGAUGAGCUCACCGGGCAUGAUUCUCAUCGCCGAAUACUCCCAAUUGUUGGAAUGGGAGGCGCUGGUAAGACCACUCUUGCCAGGAAUGUCUAUGAAAAUUCACUCGUGUUAUAUCGUUUUGAUGUUCGUGCUUGGGUUACUGUGUCUCAAGAAUAUAGUGCAACUCAUAUGCUGUCACAAGCACUUUCAUGCUUUGGGCAAUCCGGGAAUAUAACUGAUGAUGAACUAGGUAUAAAGUUACAUAAGUAUUUAUUUGGUCGGAGAUAUCUGAUUGUAUUGGAUGAUAUGUGGAGUGUUAAGGCCUGGGAAGAGAUACGGAAUUCCUUCCCAGAAAAUGGUAAUGGAAGCCGAAUUAUUGUGACCACCAGGCAACAAGAAUUGGUUGAUUACUUCGGCUCCUCUUCACUCGCUGUGGGUUUUCUUGAUUAUGAAAAUAGUUGGAACCUUUUUUGCGAAGCAACAUUUGCAGAACAAAAAUGCCCUCCUCAACUCGAAGGUAUAGCAGAGAAGAUUGUCAAAAAAUGCAAAGGACUUCCACUUGCAAUCCUUGUGCUCGGGGGGCUUCUUGGAAAAGGACCAAGGACGCAAGAGCAUUGGGAGGAAAUCGCAAAAGACAAGAGCUUGGUCAUGGAAUAUUCAGAUGAUGGCGACAAACCAUACAACAUCUUGUAUAUGAGUUACAAGUACAUGCCUGUUUGGUUGAGAUCAUGCUUUCUUUACAUGGGGCUAUUCCCAGAAGACCAUCUAAUAGACGUGUCCCGUCUUAUCAAGAUGUGGGUUGCGGAGGGCUUCAUAAAACCAACUGAAAACCAGACUUUGGAACAAGUCGCUGAGAGUUACAUGAAGGAGCUUGUUGAUAGGAAUCUUCUUUUAGUUGGUAAGUCGAAUGAACACGAUAAAGUUUUAAGUUAUUGCCUUCAUGAUCUCGUACGAGAGCUGUGCAUAAAGACAGCAAACAUAGAAAACUUUUAUUGUGUCCAAAGAGACCCUCUAACUUGA